Molecule: messenger RNA, 6414 nt
Organism: Strigops habroptila (Kakapo)
Lineage: Eukaryota; Metazoa; Chordata; Aves; Psittaciformes; Psittacidae
Gene: TMEM168
Product: transmembrane protein 168
Exons: 5
Coding region: 235-2337 (700 amino acids)
Source: RefSeq, a predicted model, not a curated record
CGGCGUUUGAGCCUCGGCGGGGCCCGUAGCCGGGCCUCUCGCUCAGCCUCAACAUAGCGGCGGCGCUGCGCGGGGGGCGGGAAGUUUCCGGGACGCCAGUUGAGGACUUCAGUGAGUCUGGACUACUGUUACUGAAAUGAUACUACAGAAGGCAGCAAUUGCACUGUGUUUGUUGGAUGAAACCCAAGUAUUUACUUUCAGCCAAGUGGGUAAAACCCCCUAACUGCAGUUUACAUGUGUAAAUCACUGCGUUACUGUGUUAGUCAUUGUCUCUAUGCAGCAAUGACAAGGCUAGAAGAAGCAAACAGAGAAGUGAACAUGCACUCAUCAGUCAGAUACCUUGGCUAUCUCGCCAGAAUCAACCUCCUGGUUGCCAUUUGUAUGGGCCUUUAUGUCAGAUGGGAAAAAACGGCAGAUGCACUGAUUUUGGUAAUAUUCAUUCUAGGGCUCUUUGUUCUUGGAAUUGCCAGCAUACUGUAUUACUAUUUUUCAAUGGAAACAGCAAGUCUGAGUCUCUCCAAUCUCUGGUUUGGUUUUUUGCUUGGCCUUCUCUGUUUCCUUAAUAGUUCUGCAUUCAAAACAGAUGUGAAAGAAGAAGCUACAAAAUACUUGCUCCUCUCCGCCAUCGUUUUAAGGAUAUUAUAUGCUUUGGUUGAGAGGAUUUGUGGUUGUAUCCAUCAUCGACCAACUCUGCUGACAACAGUUGAAUUUUUGGAGCUAGUUGGGUUUGCAAUUGCCAGCACAACUAUGCUGGUAGAAAAAUCUGGAAGUAUUAUUCUGUUGGUCAUGGCUUUGGCCAUGUUGAUUAUUGACUUGCGUAUGAAGUCUUCUUUGGCAAUUCCAAAUUUGGCAAUUUUUGGAGCCAUUGCGUCUUUACUCUUUUUUCCAUCACUGCAGAUCCCCACAAACCCUUUUGCCUUGGCAUGUUUCUUCAGCUGCCUGAUUUCAAAUCCCCUUCUCGACGUUUACUUCAGUGGCCUUUCAGUUACUGAACGAUGGAAGCCCUACUUGUACCGUGGUAAAAUCUGCAGAAGGCUUUCUGUCAUCUUAGUUGGAGUCAUCGAACUCACCUUUUUCAUUCUUGCAGCUUUUAAACUGCGUGAUUUGGAUCUCUGGUAUUUUGUGAUACCCGGUUUUUCUAUUUUUGGAAUUUUCUGGAUGAUCUGUCAUGUGAUCUUUUUUAUAACUCUUUGGGGAUUUCACACAAAGCUAAAUGACUGCCACAAGGUGUACUACACCCACCAUGCAGAAAACAACAGCCUUGACAGAGUUAUGGCGUCUAAAGGAAUGCGCCACUUCUGUUUGAUUUCGCAGCAGCUAGUGUUUUUCAGCCUUGUCGCGACUGCUGUUUUGGGAGCUGUUUGCUGGCAGCCAACCAAUGGGAUCUUCAUGAGUGUAUUUCUCAUCGUUUUACCUCUGGAGUCCAUGGCUCAUGGGCUUUUCCACGAGCUGGGAAACUGCUUGGGAGGAACGUGUGUUGGGUAUGCUGUUGUGAUUCCCACCAGUUUUUGCAGUCCUGAUGGCCAACCAACUCUUCUUCCACCUGAGCAUGUACAAGAGUUAAAUCUGAGGUCUACUGGCAUGCUUAAUGCCAUCCAAAGAUUUUUUGCAUAUCACAUGAUUGAGACAUAUGGUUGUGACUACUCUACAAGCGGACUGACCUUUGAUACCCUUCACUCCAAGAUCAAGUCUUUCCUUGAACUUCGGACAUCAGAUGGACCCAGACAUGAUACCUACAUUUUAUACUACAGUGGUCACUCACAUGGCACUGGUGAAUGGGCCUUGGCAGGGGGUGAUGCUUUACGACUGGACACACUGUUGGACUGGUGGAGAGAAAAGAAUGGUACUUUCUGUUCUCGACUCAUCAUCGUUUUAGACUGUGAGAACUCUCAGCCUUGGGUUAAAGAAGUAAGGAAAGUAAAUGACCAGUACGUUGCUGUGCAAGGAGCAGAAAUGGCCAGAGUUGUAGACAUUGAGGAAGCAGACCCUCCACAGCUUGGUGACUUCACCAGGCAAUGGGUUGAGUACAACUGUAACCCUGACAGCAACAUCAGCUGGUCCGAAAAGGGACGUACAGUGAAAGCAGUGUAUGGUGUGUCAAAACACUGGAGUGACUACACUUUGCAUUUGCCAACGGGGAGCGAUGUUGCCAAACACUGGAUGAUAUACUUCCCACACAUCACCUAUCCGUUAGUACAUUUGGCAAACUGGUUUUGUGGUCUCAAUCUGUUCUGGGUCUGUAAAGCAUGCUUUAGGUGCUUGAAAAGACUGAAAAUGAGCUGGUUUGUUCCCACAGUGCUGGACACCGGACAGGGUUUCAAACUCGUCAAAUCCUAAUUAGCAACCAAAGAGAAAAUGAAGUGAGAGCUCUGGGACCUUUCUCACUGUACUGUACUUACAACUUUUUAUAUGAGCAUUUUCUCUGAAAAAGUCUGCUACACUCACUUUAAUCAGCUCUUUGAGCAGCUACAGUAUAUGCAACAGUUAAAAACUGCAGUCUUAAACAGAAGAGGGUCAGACUAUGGUGUUUGAUUUUUGUUGGUGGUCUGUACGUACAUAUGUAAGAGACUUAUUUAAUAUGACCAUGCAUUUUGGAGACAGUUCACACGUUCAUAGGUGUUACUUAAAGCAGCCUUCGUUCAGAGUCAUCAGUUUGAUGGACAACAGCUCCUGCGAAUGUCACAGCAUGCUUUUUUGUCAUUUACAUCCACUGUAAGGUUCAUAUACAGGAAAGGAACCAAGCUAAUAUUCAAAUCAAUUUAUAUGUCCUUGAAAUUAUAUGUGCAAUCAAGGGUAUUAUAAAACAGCACUGAGCCAAAAAAAUAGAAGAAUGAAUAGCCAUUGUAGGUAAGUAGCUACCAAGAAUCUUUAGUUUUAUUUGCCUUUACACAUUUAGCCCCUGCCUCAGUUCUCUACUGCAUCCGUGGAAAUUUGCCACAGAAAACAAGGAAAUCGGACAAUCCUCUGAUGUUCUGGCGCUGCUAGGACAAUGUUUGCUGAAGUGCAGUUCUAAAAAAUUUCAGUGUUACUUUCCAAAUUCAGUAUCUUGCUGGUGAUCUUCUUUUAUUACUUUUCUUUUUAAUAUUCACAGUAGUUAUUUCAUACAUGGAAUAAAAAGUGCAGUGAGUUUUUCCCUCGCCAGUUAAGGUGGUUCUGGCUUUUCCUUCCUGGGCCUCUUACUAGUUUGUGUUUUGAAAAGCUACCCUGAAAGAAAGAAAGAGAAAAACAAAACUCAAGGAGAAAAUAAUCCAUAGGUUAAAAAUGGAAAUAGGUGUUGCCUUGCUUCUAUGUUUAUCUGAAGUCUUUGCCAUGCCUAAGACCUUGACUCUAAAAUGCUGACUACAGAAUUUGACUGAUGAGUUCAUUAUCUAUUAAAACCAUAAGCAAAGUUUGUCAGAAGGAAUGUAUUAUGCCCUUAGGACGGGGGAAUCCUGAGUAUUCCUCCACUCUGUUCUCCCAGCCACAAGGUCCUAAUCUUAAUUCUUCCAUUCACAGAGCUAGAUGGAACUCGAGAAAUCCUGUCCCAGCCUUUCCUCUUCAGUCAGAGAAGCUGCAUAGCUUUCUGAUCUCAUUUUCUCAAGCACAGAAAAUGAGGAGUGAAACAACUAAGCAGCUAAGUCAGUACAGUUUGUGGUGGGGUUUAUGCAUAUGUGUGUGCAGUCCAGUAUACCUAGAGUUUACUUUACAUUUCCAUCAGUAUUUUAAUAAAAAUGCUAGGCAUUAGCUGAUAGGUGUCUAAAUGACAACUUGUUAUUAUUUUUGUAAUUUAAAUAUGUUAAAAUACUUUAGGAGUUCUUUAAGACUUCACCAUCAAGAAUUUUUCUAAUUCCAUUUGAACUUUUUAGCCAGCUAAGUUAAAGACUCUUCUAACACUGAUACCAUUAGUAACUCCUGAAAAUAAAAUGUGUGAUUAAAUUGAGAUCUGCAAUAGCCAGAGUAAUUUGCACCCACCAACUUAAAAAUGGUGGUUUUGUAGGAUUUACAAGUGACAGCCACCAAGUUUCUUCAUUAGUGUGUAUUAUACAACUUUGUUUAGCAAGAUACCAUCACCUAUCCCACUUUGCCUUUCUUUGUUCCCUUCCAUAAAGUGAAAAGGGGAUUGAGAGAUGAGAGGAGAUGUCCUACCAAGACUCAGUUCCAUUGGGUCUUCUCUAAGUAAAUGUGAUUGCAGCUUGUCCUGGAUUCAAGAGGUGGCUGUUCUCAGUAAGGACAGAGAGUACUUGUACCGUCUAACAUCAGGUAUCAAACUUAAGUUCCUAAUGUGGGAGCCUGAGGUAGGAGUCAUCUCAUUUAAAUUCAGAUGUCUGAAAGCUAGACAUCUGAAUCCAUGCUUAGUACCAGAAGUGCUCUACUGCUCAUUAACAAAGAGAAGUAUUUCCAGAGGAUGACUCAUUUUAUCUCUGUUUUAGAAUUAAUUUUCCUGUGAUUGUGCCUAUUAGAUUUGUUUUGGUUUUGCUUUCAUAUCCCAAAGGUCAAGCAGACAAGUCCCUUAUGUCUGUUGAAUAACCUUAGAGCACUUCUGUUCUAAGUCAUCCUCUGGAGCCUGGGCUGGGUACACAGGCUCCUUGUUCAAGCACGUAAAUUGGAUACUUGAAGUCAGGCUGAACGAGCAUCCAUUGGGUUGCAGGAGAGCUGCAUUGUCUCCUCUGCGGAAGUCAUUUUCAGCCAUUUCUGGUCAACAGCCCUUGAGUAUAGAGAAAAAAAAUAACAUAAAGGCAAUCAUUUGGUUUGUAAAAUCACUGUUAUUUUGGCUGCUAUUGCAGUAAAAGUUCAUCAGAUAAACAGUUCCAACUGGGCAACUGGAAAUUUUUAGCACAGUCCCUGUAAAGCAACACCAUAAUACCUAAUAGUCACCCUGGGGACAUUUGAAAGUCAAGAUCAGCCACAGAUCAACCAUAACAUACCCUGCCAAUUAUAAUGGGUAAAUCUUACCCUGUACCUGCUACUGCCAUGUUUUUAUGGACAUCUUCUGUAUUUUUCUUUUUUUACAUCAAGGGGAACAGGAGAAGUGUGAGACUCCUGACCUGUCCUGGGACAGGGAGCAGUAGCCGCCCUGCAGUGCAGCCGUGGGCCUAGGUUUGGGCAGGACAAAAUCAGCAGUUGGUGCUGAUCAUUUACCUCUGUUUAUUAAAUGGUUUGCAGCUUGCUUAUCAAACUGUUAGAUUUUCUCUAGGGUAGGCUGAAAGUUAGAUAGAGCCAGCUAAAAAUACAGCAGAAAGAUUAUUUGCAGAACUAAUCACGUGUUUGCAGAUCUGUUUCCAUUUCUCAAUUAAAGAAUUCUAGUUUUCUGAAUUUGAAAUAGUUUUAACGUGUGUUCCUACUUUUGAUUGUUAUUUUUUUAAACAGCAAAGGCAUGGUGAAAAUGCUGGUUUAAACUAAAAGAAAUGUUUACAGCCAUUCAAACUAUGAGGCCUUUUUGGACAAAGAGACUGUCUUGUAUGUUUUAAAACACAAUAAAACCAGGGCUGUGGGAUGAUGAGCCUCAGGAAUUCACGAGCACUAGUUUCUCACUCUUACACUGACUAAUAUCAAAGCUUCCUACUUGUGACCCACGUUCCCAGGUGGAGUUUUUCUCCAGCUCCAGGUGCUUGUGCACCUCUGCGGGUCUCUGCCCAGCCCCAGGCGCCCGCCUGAGAAACAAUGCACCAGGAGCUCCUAAUGCUAGUGAGGAGUGGGGAGUUAUCCCUCUGCUGUUCCCUGUAUGAAAUACUGGGGCAACACCUGAAAGAGAAAUUUAAAUCCAGUUCCAAAGAAUGUUACAUCUGCUAUCAGUUAUGUGCAUGUCAUUUAGUGGUAACAUGCUUACAGAUUGUCUGGAUGGAGAAAAUAUGAACUUUUUUGAGAGGCUUGUCUCUGUACUGUAUAUUCAGACAUUUUGUUAUAAAGGUUGUUAUAAAUUUAUAUCACAGUAGUAAUUUUAUGUUGACUUUGUUUCAUUUACCUUCUCUAUAUUAGUCUUGCUGAAACAUGCAACUGCACUGAGUCCUACCAAUGUAAGUCUUUCUUUGAAAGGAAUUCAAAUUGCAAAUCCACAGCAGUAUUUUUCUCUCAACAAGUAUUGGGGAAAAAAGCCAUUCUUCAUCUUUGCACUACCAGAGUUACAUAUUUGCAGUUCCUUGUGCUUUGUAUGCCUUGUGAUUGUGGUUGUCCACUUUAAAGUUUUUCCCAGAAAUAAUUUCUUCACGUUUAUAAAGUUUUCCCUUUAUUUUGCAAAGCCAUAACUAAUGCUACACUAGUUGUAAAGCACUUCGAUUGCCAGCAGUAGACAAUGUAACUGGGUUAAUUUUCUUCUUCAUAAAUAUCUUUCUGUGGGAAGGUUUUUACUGGAUGUACUGAUUUUAGAUCUGUAAAUAGGGGGUUUUUUGUGUGUAUUUAUGAUACCACUUAAAUAUAUUUUGCUGGUUUGGAUGCUCA